GCCUGCUGGCCAGCAUUUGUGUCCUCCUAAUUACCUACAUACUAGGUACCUCUUAGCUACCUGUCUGCCUACCUACUUUUUUUACCUACCCGACCGACAUAAUGAACUACCCACGACCGCCGUCGGCGCGUGACUCAUGGUUUGCGCCUAUAUCUGUCGAUAUUCUCCUCAGGGUCCUCAACGUUACGCUGUUACAUCCCUUCGUAGCAUGGAUAAUUCCUCUUUGCUUUCGCGCCGAACAUCAGGCAUGGUCUACUAGGCCUAUGAUAGUCAGCAUUGUGUGGGCGACUAUGGUUACUCUUCUAUGGAUGGGAAAUGUCAUUAGCCACAAGAUUGCGUAUGGAAUGCACCGGGAGGUAGACUUGAGUGAGGAGGUCAUCGUCAUAACAGGGGGGGCUAGCGGUCUUGGCUUGUUAGUUGCUGAGGUAUAUGGCAUGAGAGGUGCUACUGUUGCGGUUCUAGAUAUCGCCGAACUGGAGAGUACCGAUGCCCGAGGCAUUACCUAUUAUAAGUGUGAUGUGGGUGACAAGGCCCAGAUUGCUAGAGUUGCAGCGCAGAUAGAGCGUGAUCUUGGACCACCUACCAUCUUAAUCAAUAACGCUGCCGAUGUCGUUGGUAAGAAGCUGCUCGACAUGGAAAUAGAUGAGGUCGAGAAAAGCGUCACAACAAACCUCUUGUCAUACUUCUAUACUAUCAAGACAUUUUUGCCGGGGAUGAUUCGCAACGAAACUGGUGGCACCAUUGUUACCAUGUCUAGUGUUAUUGGUCAUCUCGGCGCGUCUCGCCUCUCGGAUUAUGCUGCCUGUAAGGCGGGAGUAACCGCAUUGCACAAGUCUCUCGCUGCUGAGCUACGGGAGUACCCCGAGAUCAAGACGAUUCUCGUUACGCCGGGCCAACUAAGUACACCACUUUUCUAUGGCGUCAAGACCCCGAAUCCAUUUAUUGCUCCGGUAGUCGAACCCAUAGAUGUGGCCAAGGAGAUAAUAAAAGCUAUCGACCUCGGCGUUAGCGACCACAUCGGGAUGCCUCUAUAUGCGCGUUGGGUGGACUGGUAUAAUGUGUUGCCCGUGGGUCUACAGCAGAUCUGUCGAAGACUUUCCGGUAUAGACGCCGGUAUGACGACGUUUGUCGGUCGUAGGGGCACGGAGCUAAGGGAGAAGAAUGGGCACUCGAUCUAGCAUCUCAACACUGACCGGGUCA
Hypoxylon fragiforme is the source of this 1200-nucleotide messenger RNA. Its product is annotated as NAD(P)-binding protein. The transcript has 2 exons. Bases 102 to 1178 code for a protein of 358 amino acids. Gene Ontology annotation, molecular function: oxidoreductase activity, acting on the CH-OH group of donors, NAD or NADP as acceptor. The record is from RefSeq and is a predicted model, not a curated record. Lineage: Eukaryota; Fungi; Ascomycota; Sordariomycetes; Xylariales; Hypoxylaceae.